UCUUCCCUUGCUUCGCGUGCUGAUCUAAAGAUGGACGAAUUUGAAUUCUGAACUGUCUAUUGAUCUGUUCUUUGAUUGAUCUCCUCCUUCAUCGUCUUCUUCUGAGAGAGUAAGGAUCAUUGAUUCAGUGCUGCUUCGCUCUCCUUGUGUUCCAGUUCCUUUUCUUCCUUGCUCUUUUGCCUUUGGCAGCAAUGUUUUCUGACAAAAGCAGUUAAUUUGACGCCUUCAAGGUCACUACUCUUCUACUCUUUGUGUUUGCCACAUCUUCCAUGGGCUUCACGGCGCUGAGGUUUCUCUCCUGGAUCCUAAUCGAAAUCUAGAAGCUCAUAGCUUCUGAGAUUGGUAGCCUGAGUAAUGGCGACAAGGUCCAGCUCCAAGGCUCGGCCUGGUGCCAAGCCGAUGCAGCAAGCAGUGUUCGAGCUGAAGCAGCGGGUGGUGCUGUCGCUUAAUAAGCUCGCCGACCGCGAUACCCACCGGAUCGGCCUCGAAGAGCUCGAGCGGCUCGCCGAGAACUUGAGCCCCGAAAUGGUCGCUCCAUUUCUGUCGUGCGUCGCCGAGACUGACUCCGAUCAGAAGAGCGCUGUGCGCCGGGACAGCGUGCUGGUGAUGGGCACCCUCGCUAGAUCCUACGGAACGCUGCUCGUUCCCCAUUGCGGAAAAAUUAUAUCUUCGAUUCUUAGGCGGCUAAAGGACACGGAUUCCGCUGUGCGGGACGCUUGCAUCGAGACUUGCGGUGUUCUCGCUACCAGUAUGGCGGGUACUGGCGGCGGUGAGGGAGAGACUGUGUUUGUGGCUUUGGCCAAACCCCUCUUCGAAGCCCUGGGAGAACAAAACAGAUACGUGCAGGUGGGUGCCGCCCUGUGCUUGGCGAGGGUCAUUGAUGAGGCUAGCGAUGCUCCUCAAUCCAUCUUCCCUCAAAUGCUUGCGCGUAUUAUAAAAUUGCUGAAGAACCAGCAUUUCAUGGCCAAGCCGGCGAUCAUCGAGUUGAUCAGAAGCAUCAUACAGGCAGGAUUUGCUUUAGCAACUCAGACAUUGUCUGCAGCAGUAAAUAGCAUUCUUGAUGCUCUCAAAAGUAAUGAUUGGGCAACACGCAAAACUGCAUCUUUAGUAUUGGCUGCUAUUGCUGUAAACCCUGGAUCUUCUUUAGCGCCGUUGAGAAAUUCUUGCAUCCGUUCCCUCGAGUCCUGCAGAUUCGACAAGGUCAAACCUGUGCGUGACUCGGUUUUGCAUGCAAUACAAUGCUGGAGAGUGCUACAAGGGAGUGGUUCUCCUGUACCAUCAGAAGUUGGAUCAUCCAUAAAAGAAAAUUUUGGAGGUGAUAUCAAUGAUGUUACUAGCGAUAAUGGAUGGGGAGACUCAUCCUUCAGAAAGACUGGCUCAGUUUCUUUUCUAAGUGGAAUCUCUACCUCCUCAACGCAGAAGACAGCUCCUCCACCUGUCAGGAAACUGUGUAAAAGUAAUACACCAAAUGGUCAACGCAUGAAGUUGAGCGAUUGGCAGGUUGAGAUCUCAGUCCCAAAGACUCGUGCUAUGUCACUGGUUACUGAUGAUUGUAGAGAACCUUCAAGGGUUCGUGCGAGAAAUGCCUUUGAAAGAAGGGGAUUAAGUUCCACUCAGUUGCAUGAUACAGUUUUUGAUUGUGGAUCUGUGGAUGAUAAACCCGACUUAUCGUGCGUAUCAGAUCUAGCCAGUAGAAGUCAUGGGAUGAAGCAUGAAAUAGUAUCCCAAUACUGUCGUGACGAUAAUGGUUCCACACAUAUUACAGGAAACAACAUUUCAACUGCUGAGGACACUGGACCGGAUUGCACAGGGCACCCGGAUAGGAAGAGUGUGGAUUCCACUGUUACAGACUCAUGUUCAAACAGUAUGCAUGGAUGUUGUUUACGUGCUGCAAAUGAAUUGUCCUUCAUCAAGCAAAAACUCUUUGAAAUUGAAACUAAGCAAUCAAACUUACUGGAUCUCUUAAAGGUGCUCACUGAAAAUUCAAUGGAUAAUCUCUUACAGCUACAUUCUAAGGUGAAGAAAUUGGAACAUGUAGUAGAUGGAGUAACCCGUUCUUCUGUUGAAUGUGAAAAUCUUUCAAGCCUGGCAUGCUCAAAACUUGUCAAGCAAGAGCAAACUGUUACUUCAUCCCUUAAGCUUACCACACUCACACCUAGGGCUUCAGUGGAUAAACACAAACUACGCUCACCACUAUCAUCAAAAAGCAUGGGGAUGUGGGGGGAAAACAUUUCUCCUAUAGGUAGAUCAAACAUUUCAGUCAAAGAAGCACAGUUUUUUAAGGAUUCAGCACUUGACAAGCAAAGGAAUCCAAUAGACACCUGUAAACCAAAUAACUCUGGAAGAAAUCUUAGAUCUGUAAAAGGUCAUGGAAAAGAUAGAAACAAUGUUACUGAUAGUGUUAGCAACUUGGAAGCCAUGUCUGGAAUUUGGAAAAGAGUUGACAGCUUUCUUAAUAUGGGGAAUAUCGAGUCAGCAUACGUGGAAGCCAUUCUUUCCAAUGAUGAUCUUACUUUGGUCCAGCUUAUGGAUAGAACUGGCCCUGUUUUAGAUAGAUUGUCAUUGGAGACAACCAAUGAUGUACUCAGUUUAGUGGCUGCAAACUUUGCUGAUCAAAGAUUUCUGGAACGCACAAUUCCAUGGCUGCAACAAGUUGUUGAACUGAGCAAGGCAAAUGGGUUGAGGCAACUUUUUCUGUCUACAAAAGCACAGACAGAGUUCUUAUUUGCAUUACAGGAAGCAGCAACUAGAGUGACAGCUGAUCCAGCACUGAGAAUGUCUAUUUCUCCUUUUGUAGCAAAAUUGCAUCAUCUGUGGCUUGAGACUCCAUGCAGGAGGAACCUUCCACCAAGAGGAUAAAUCACAAUGGAGCAAGGGAUGUGUUUUCUAGUCCUGUGGGAUUGAUCUCUUCUUUUGCAUUAUGUCAAGUUUUCCAAAUGUGUCCUUGAGAACUUUGGAACAUGCUGUUUCUCAAACAAAAUGUCAUUUUGUUCUAAUAAUUUAUUGUCUCAUAGUUUAAACUCUUA
Molecule: messenger RNA, 3026 nt
Organism: Zingiber officinale
Lineage: Eukaryota; Viridiplantae; Streptophyta; Magnoliopsida; Zingiberales; Zingiberaceae
Product: TORTIFOLIA1-like protein 2
Exons: 7
Coding region: 355-2859 (834 amino acids)
Cellular component (GO): microtubule
Molecular function (GO): microtubule binding
Source: RefSeq, a predicted model, not a curated record